UUUGUCUGCUCUCUGUAGCUGUAUGUACCUCGUCGUCUACUUCGAUCGCGAAGCGUUUUAUAAUUGAAAAAAUGGAUCAAUCAAAGGGCAGUCUGCCUUUCAGGGGUCAUACAAGAAAUCAGUCAGCCGCGAAAGCUUCCCGACCAAGGUCAUCGACAAAGGGGCCGCUAGACGUAGAUGAGAACCCCCUCGCCUCACCCACCACCACUGUUGCUAAGCGCCUCGGUGAGAGCACGAGUCAGAACGCAAGCCCACGGACAAGUCUCUCGCAGACGCGGUCCCCAAUACGGACCACAGCACCCGUUCAAAGACGGGACUUCUCAUUCCUCUUGAAGCCAGAGAUAUACCACCAGCUCUCGCCACUCCAUAUCCCGCCGCCCUUCCGGGAUCCAGCCAGACAGCCCGCAGCCGACACCCCGAUCCCCACGCUGCUAGCCAACGGACACUUCCGCGCCGCCGCCAUCGCCGCCGCCCAGGAGCUCACGAGCACCAGUUCUAGCACCAGUUCAUCGGCCGCUCCCAUCGAUCACGCGCGCAUCUUCGAGCUCCUGUACGUCCGUCUGUCAUGUCUGUGUCUCGUCGACGCCGUCCCGCUCGCGGCCCAGGAGGCUAAGGCCCUGGAAGAUCUCAACUCGGCCUUCUACGCGGAUCCGGACACCGGCACGCAUCUCGCGCCGUGGGCGCUGCGCAUCCUCGUCGUGCGGCUGCAGACUAUCGGCUUUGGCGACCCUAGACGCGCCGUCAUGAGCUACUACGAGCUAGCCCGCGAAGCGCGCGCCGAGAUAUCGAGCGCGGGCCGCGUGCACGACCACUCGGCCGCCGAGACCUGGAAGCGACGGCUCGUUGAUCUCGGCAUCCGCGUUGCCGGCGCGCUGAUUGAGAUGGACGAUCUGGCUGGCGCCGUGGCACAUCUCGCUUCUCUCCCCGAGGCUAGUGGCGGCGGCACGCAGGCCGACAGGACCCGGCUCGCUGUCAGUCGGGCGCUUCUGUGGCUGCAUCUGGGCGACGUCGAUGCUGCACGGCGGUGCAUGGGCAACGGUGUCGGCGCCGAGACGAGCGAGCGCGUCGUCGAUGCCCUGGCUGAUAUGGCGGAUGGCGAGUACGCCGUUGCCAUAGACAAGUGGCGCGCCCUGCGCGAUGAGAUGAGCGAGAAUGGGGUUGAAGAUGAGAUGGUCGGGGUUAAUCUUGCCGUGUGCUUGUUGUAUACUGGGCGGAUGUCUGAGGGCCGAGAUCUCCUAGAAGAGCUCGUAGACGCCGGACAAACGUCGCACACGCUGCUCUUCAAUCUGACGACCAUGUACGAGCUCUGCAGCGAUCGCGCGAAGAAUCUGAAGAUGCGCCUUGCCAGUCGUGUCGCGACUCUGGAGGCGCCUGCGGCUGGGGGAGGAGGUGGUGGUGGUUGGGAGAAGACUAAUGCAGAUUUCAAGUUGUAGUCUUCACUGACGCUGAAGCCUUGUCUUAUGAGGAAUCGGGCAUUACUGAGUAUAGUAUGGAAUGCUGAGGGUUUGUAUGGUAUAGCGAGUGAUGUAUUAAGGAUCCGAUACUAAACCGCAUAAAUCAUGCUCUUAACUCCUCUGUCGUACCUUACCGUCGUCUGUACAAUUUGUGAUCUUGACUGCUUUAUAAAUGCCGAGGACUACAAAGUCGUAGCAUGAAUGACCAAUCCCCGAGGACAUGCG
This is a messenger RNA of Xylaria bambusicola, 1679 nucleotides long. RefSeq lists its product as uncharacterized. The record is from RefSeq and is a predicted model, not a curated record. The transcript is spliced from 5 exons. Bases 72 to 1433 code for a protein of 453 amino acids. Gene Ontology annotation, cellular component: Golgi apparatus; TRAPP complex. Gene Ontology annotation, molecular function: protein binding. NCBI's taxonomy places the organism in Eukaryota, Fungi, Ascomycota, Sordariomycetes, Xylariales, Xylariaceae.